Molecule: messenger RNA, 2130 nt
Organism: Diorhabda carinulata
Lineage: Eukaryota; Metazoa; Arthropoda; Insecta; Coleoptera; Chrysomelidae
Exons: 6
Coding region: 539-1183 (214 amino acids)
Source: RefSeq, a predicted model, not a curated record
GCAGACACACACACACACACUGACUCGAUGUCUUUAAUUUGCUAACUAACCUUCUAUCUCUUUUGAUCCGAGUGCACAGUUGCUCAUGCAUAUUCUUAACAGUAACAAAACACACCGCGAUAUCGAGUGUUUACAUAGACCGAUGGACUUAACCUAGUCUAUCUCCGAAUGUGACCCACUAGUACAGAGUGUAAUUCUCGUUUAGACAGUCUUAAAUGUGCAUCGGAGUGUUACAGGACUUUUGGUUUUUUUUAUAGAGCCCUGACCUUUAAGGACGAUCACCUGAUUCGACUAAUCAUUACCGGGAUCGUGGUUAACGAGACGGUGAGUCUCCUUAAGAGGCCAGUAACACAUGCUUGUUUUAAAACUGUUGAUUAACAAAUACCUACUAAAGGACUGUGUAAACAUUAUUUGUUUAUUAUUUGAAUUAUAGGAAUUCUUUAAGUGUUUGUUAUUGUUGAAAAGUGUGCCGUUAGUAAAUAGCGCGUAGUGAUUUUUUGUUUGUGGAAAUUAUUGUGAUAUAUUGUGAUUUGGAAUUAUGCUCAAUUGUACGGAUUUGGAGUGUAUUUUACACCACCAUCAUUAUUACGCUCAUUUACAUCAUUUAAAACAUGGAACACACGUGGAUGAAGCAAUGUCGACCGAAACGGAGGGGACGAAUGGUGACUCGCUUCAAAGCCUUCUCAACGAUACUGAUUCUGAAUUGUCCGAUUUAUCACACUUGGAUGCCCCAAGCGAGAGUUUAUACAUGAUCGGGGGAGUAUGUGUUGCUAUGUUUAUGGUUGGACUCAUCAUCGUCCUAUUGGCAGUUACCAUAAGCAAACUCAGGAAGAGGGAGGAACACAACAAUAGUGUUCAUCCAACAGAUGUUGUUCUGCAAACUACACCGAAUGCAACCCAACUAAAUCAUCAGAAUUCUUUACCUCAUGUUCUUCAAUCAGACUUAACGUACCGAGGACAAUUCUUAUGGACGCAACCACCUCCUCCAGCCACUCAAUACCUGUACAACCACAACCAGGAAACGCUUGUACAAAAUUCGGUGGAUCGUCCAGGUUUUGUUCGAGGCUUCAGGAAGAAUCUUGGAGGAAAAUGGAGACGUCUCGUAAAAAGGAAGCCCCCUCAAGAAGUAUAUACCAUUCCAGCUGAGUUAAAACCUCAACUCAAACAAAUAUAUGUUUACUAGCCUUAAUACAUCCCGAUUGGCUGUCGAAUAGUCAAUUGGAUUCAGGCCCGGCUGAUGCGGAUGCCUUCCUUAAUGAGACUGAUUUUGAGAAACUAUUAUUACUCCUCACGUUAAAGUAGAUAGUAAUUUUAGUUGUCCUAUGUAAAUAUUUGACUAAAGGUUGUAAUAUUUACGCCAUAAAGAAUAGUAAGAUGUUUUAUUGAGUAGAACAACCUCCUUAUUAUACGGAGGAUUAUGUUAAUACUUUUAUUUAGUUUAACUCCGAAAAAAACGCUUUUUGUAGUAAAUACUUUCGUAGAUGUAAGUUGUAAAAGAGUUGGCCAAAAAAACACUACAUUUAUUUAUUUCAAACGAGUUUUGAACUAAAUAUUGUUCAAAAGUUAACGUCUAGUAAAUGGAUAGAAGUUUUACACAGCCAAAAAAUUUCGCUCAUAUUGAGCAGACAUUCUUGAAUGUUGUGAUGUCCGUAGAGUUUAAACAUUCUCGAAUAUCGAUAAUAUGCAUAAUUUACGCUAUCAAACAAGUAAUCAAAUAAAUUACAUAGCUUUUUGAGAUUGUCCAAGUCUUUCUCAAUACUAGUCAAUUUGAUAAUAAUUACAACAGCUUGUAUCCACAAUGCAAAUAUUAAAUCAAUUUUUAAAUUAUUAUAUCACUCAGUAUUAUGGUUUCUAAGUUAUUGUUUGAAAAAAUGCAUAUCAAAAGCCAUCAUUGAGCAACGAUGUUACUGCUACCAUAAAUAAUAUUAUACAAAAUAUUGUGAUAAAAAUGUCUGGUUAAACAUUUACUUCUUGUAAACAAAUCAACUUUAAGCACAAAAAUCAAGAUAGCAAACUCAAUAAGUUACCUUUUGUAUCAAGCCAUUUUGUUUUUCAAUAAAUAAUUAAAUUGUAUAGCAAUAAUAGAGAUGAUGUAAAUAAACCGUGCAAUAAAUUGUUAAUUUUUGAAAU